Molecule: messenger RNA, 2829 nt
Organism: Mytilus californianus (California mussel)
Lineage: Eukaryota; Metazoa; Mollusca; Bivalvia; Mytilida; Mytilidae
Product: tectonic-like complex member MKS1
Exons: 19
Coding region: 19-1689 (556 amino acids)
Biological process (GO): cilium assembly
Cellular component (GO): MKS complex
Source: RefSeq, a predicted model, not a curated record
CGCAAAUAGUUUACGGUCAUGGCGGACCUGUACGAACCUGACUUUGGAGCUGCUUAUUACAGAUCAAAAGACCCUGUUAAGAAUCUUAAAUUCAAUGUUCAGCUUGACAGAGUCACAUCAUCAAACAUAGUACCAUCAUCUGAACCAGAAGAGCAAAAUGGUGACGCCCAUAGUAUGGCUAAUGAAAUACAGAAAGAUUCAGAACAAGUUGUCAUUGUUUGGCAAGAAAAAAUAUUCAGUCAGAGAGAAAUUGAAACAUACCGGGUAGACAAUAACUUUGAUGGUUUAGAAAGGAAAUACCAUGAAGAAGUCACAGCUAUUUUAUCAAGAGGGACAACACCAAACAACAGAAUAUUUACAUAUGUGGACCAUGAUAAUUUCUCUCAAUCUGAUGAGAAUGUUUUUUACAUGACCAAUUCACCAUCCGAAACGCCAACAGUUUUAGCAGAGAAAAUGGCACAUCUACGACGACGGAGAGUUGGUGGUGGUAAACAAACACGUCAAAGAAAUACAGGAUUUGUACCAAAAGUAAAUAUUGUUGACUCACAGCCAUCUGAAGAUCUACGCAACAGAAAUCACAUCAUGGAGGCCCCAUCACAAGUCAUGUAUAUCAUGGCUGACCUUAGUCCUAGGGAGAGAUCAGCCACCCCAGAUGAGGAAGUUAUUUUAGGUAUUGUUGCCUUGGACUGUAAUGGGGUGCUAUGUAUGAGGCCAGAUUUUAAUAGAGGCAGGAAACCUUAUGUUGUAGAAACAUCAAGCUUCGGAAAAGAGGUGUUUGAAUAUACAAUAGAACAUGCAUCUAAAGUAAUGAACAGACAAGAACAAGACAAAGAAAUGAAAAUGUACAGAGAAGUGUAUAACAGACACAAAGAUUUCUUACAAGCCUGUGUUGGGGAUGAGUUUGAAAUGCCUGCCCCAGAUGUACUCAGAUUAUUAGUGUAUGGAGAAAUAGAGUCUGCCAAAAAUUUUGAGUAUGAUGAUCUCUACUGCCAUUUCUUUGUUGAUCUCCCAAAAUUUUGGACAGCUGAGAAACAUCAACAGUUAUCCUGGGUCACACAGACAUGUUCUACUAAAGUGGAAGGAAGGGAUGAUGUUGCCCACUUCAGUUUUCCAUUUAGUUUUGAACUGUUCUACAAAAACGACUCUGUGAAUGAAGAUGAACAAGAUGAGGUUCCACAUUUCCCACUAAUAAUGUUGGAAGUUCUGUCGUUAGACUCUUUCAAGAGAUUCAGAACAGAAGGUUAUACAUAUGUAGCUGUUCCAAAUGCACCAGGAAGUAAGAAAAUAACAUCCCAUUGUUGGCGACCUAUAGGUAUGUCUGUAGCCUCAGAGUUACGGAGAUAUUUUGUGGGAGGAUCACCAGAAUUAGAAGAUCAGACUUACACAGCUAUACCAUCCACAUUUCAGGGAAGUCAUUUGAGUAAAUAUGGAUUCCGUACAGAAACGACAGGAGAAGUUACAGUCAACCUCAAUGUUAUGAUGCAGGCCAGAGCAUUUAUGGAGAAGAAGUCACAGAAAAGGUCACUAGGAUCAUUGUUAGAUAACUUAGGUGUAAAUGCUGUUCAAGCCAAUAUUGCCUCAGUUUUAGAAGCAUUCAAGAAAGCAAGGCAGAGAAUGAUGCAGGCAAGAGAAAAUGCAGAAAAGGAAUUGACAAAAACGACAGGACGAUCUGUAGAGUCUGCAGCUUAGAAAAUAAACUUGUCUUAUUUUUAUGAAAUAUGUUAAAAAAAUUGCUGGUUAAAGUUGGUAAAAGAAAGUUAUAGAGAAAGACAAACUGAAAAUUUUGACAACAGGAUAAAUACUUCUGAACAUCUUCGAUUUUUAAUAAUCCAAUCUUGAUUGAUUAGGAUUUCCAGUUUUCCUGCUGAAGGUUGUGGUUCUCUUUGGCUUUCUCCACCAAUGAAAACUGGCCUCCACUAAAUAACCUAUUAUGCUAAAAAGUGGUGCUUAACACCAAAAAAUCAAUCAGUCAAUCUGAAAAUUUUUAUUUUGUCGUGAUGUUGGGUUUAUAAUGAAACUUAGUAUAAGACAGUUACAGAUCGAAGUGACAUAAUAUUUUUUAUAUCAACUAAAAUAUUUUAAAUGUAUCUGUCAGGUUUUUCAAUCAUUUUACAACCAGAUCACUUAACAUGAAUUGUAGAUCUUAGAAAACCAAAAAAAUAUACCGUUAUUGUGAUAACUAGAAAAGAAAAGAUAUUACUUAUCUACAAGAUAAGAACAUCACAGACACUGAAGGAAAAGUUCACAUCAGGGGCGGAUUCAGGAGUGGGCAUGGCGGGUCUCCCCCCCCCCCCCCCCCCCCCCCUCCCCAAAAAAAAAUUGCAAAGCAUGGGUUGUCCUCCGCGAAAUAUCUAAAUUGCAUCCAUUCAAGAAGAAUAUUGCGAUAAUUUUACCUCAAAAAAAUUAGUUAGCAUCCCCCCUAACCUACAACCCUGGAUUCCCCCUAAAUCUGCCUCUGGUUUCUGUCUUGAACAUUUAGUGUGAAAACACAAGAGAAAUGUGAAAUAUAAUAUAUUCUUUCAAAAGGAGGUAUGUAAAGUACUUCUGCCCAAUUUGAAGAAUUAUAAAACAUAUUACAUUUAGUAUCUUUCGCCUCUCUUUUUUCUUUUUUCAAAUAUUCAGAGACAAAUUUAAGGGCCUCAUGGAGCUAUAUAUGGUUAGAAGUCCACCUUCUAACAUUGCCUUGUUGAUGGUUAAGAGAUUAGAGUACUUAAUUCAAUUGUUAGUGAAUAAUAUUAUUUUACUCCGUCCAUUAUAUUUUUUGUACAUUUAUAUAUCGUUUGUAUAUUUAUUUUGAUAUAUGGAUAGAAUUAAAAUGUGAUAAAUUAA